GCUCUGAUCGCGUUCCAUGGACAGAUUUCAUCACCAUCGACUGCGGCCUCGACGCGGACGGGGCCUACCCUGACAAGAAUACCCUUGGCCUCCGCCACGUCCCCGACACCGGCUUCACCGACGCAGGGUUCAACGCCCCCGUCCGGCCGCCGUACUACAAGCCGGACUGGUUCGAUCUGUACCGGACCGUCCGCUACUUCCCCGACGGCGGCGGCGCCAGCAAGCGGCGGAGCUGCUACACGCUUGGGCCUGUCUCGCCGGGCCGCCGGUACCUCGUCCGGGCAAGAUUCUACUAUGGGAACUACGACGGGCUGGAAGCAACGCCCCCCGUGUUUGACAUCCACAUCGGCGUGAACCGUUGGACCACCGUGAAUAUCACCUCUCCCAAGUCCAGGCAUGUCAUCGAGGCGGUGACAGUGCCGCCGGUCGAUUUCUUGCAGGUGUGCUUGGUGGAUACAGGGUGGGGUACACCAUUCAUCUCUGGGCUUGAGCUGAGGCCGCUCGGGGAGACCAUGUACCCGGAGGCCACGGUCGACCAGUCGCUGCUUCUCCUCAGGCUUGCCCGGCCAUCAUGGUUAGCCGAUUACAGUAACAACCGAUUUCAUUUCGGGAAAGGCAGUUUCAUCAGGUACCCAGAUGAUCCGGAUGACCGUUCCUGGCAAAGAUACAAAGAUCCUACAUGGACCAACAUAAAUACCACAGACACUGUAGACAUCACAAACACCAUUAACUUCGACGAGCCAAACAAGAUACUGCAGAGCUGUGCCACUCCAGAGAACGGAACCUGGAUCAACUUCACAUGGAGCUCAGAUCCCGACCUGAAUGAUGACAAUGCAACUUACCUUCUGUUCCUCUACUUCGCGGAAUUAAAGAGAUUGCCAAGCAAUGCCCUAAGGAAGUUUGAUAUCCUUGUCGACAACGCUACAUGGAAAGGCAGCCAAAGCUACACCCCGAAGUACCUCUCUGCAGAGGUUGUGAAAACAAUGGUGCAGGGAUCGAGCCAACAUGCUGUCUCACUUGCUGGCACGCCGGACGCCACUCUCCCACCCAUCCUGAAUGCAUUUGAGAUAUAUUCAGUAAAACCAAUGACUGAGUUUGCAACAAAUGAUGCUGACGCCAAGGCCAUGAUGACAAUUCGCACAGCGUAUGCAUUAAAGAAAAAUUGGAUGGGUGAUCCUUGUGCACCAAAAUCAUUUGCUUGGGAUGGCCUGAACUGUAGUUAUCCUUCAUCUGGUCCUGCAUCAGUAACAGACCUGCUCUUAUCAUCUAGCAGGUUGGCUGGUGAAGUUCAUGUUUCUUUUGGUGAUCUGAAAUCCCUAAAAUACCUGGACUUGUCCAACAACAGCCUAUCUGGUUCAAUUCCUGAUUUCCUAGCGCAAAUGCCAUCCCUCACAUUCCUUGAUCUGUCAAGCAACAAUCUCAGUGGAUGGGUUCCUGCUGCUCUACUAGAAAAGAGCCAAAACAGAUCUCUUGUGUUCAGGGCUGAAAACAACCCAAAUCUUUGCAACAAUGGUGCUUCCACAUGCAAGUCGGGGGACAAGAAACGCAACAAAACAAUUGUCAUUGCAACAGUUGUUCCAAUAGCAUUAGCAACUCUACUGUUUUUGGCAGCAUUUCUUAUCAUUCGUAAUAUGAGAAACAAACGAGAUAGAUGGAUGGCAAACAACUCAAGGCUCAGUAGCCCUCGGGAUCGGCCAAAUAUAUUCGAGAAUAGGCAAUUUUCCUACAAGGAGUUGAAGCUCAUAACAGCUAACUUCGUACAAGCAAUAGGGAGAGGAGGAUUUGGUGAUGUGUUCCUGGGCUACUUGGAGAAUGGAAAUCCAGUAGCUGUCAAAAUGCGUUCAAAAACAUCCUCCCAAGGGGAUAAAGAGUUUUUAGCUGAGGCUCAACACUUGGGUAGAGUUCAUCACAAAAACCUAGUUUCCUUGAUUGGAUAUUGCAAGGACAAGAAACAUUUGGCCCUUGUAUAUGAAUACAUGCGUGGAGGAAACCUAGAGGACCGUCUAAGAGGGGAGUCCACUACUGUUACACCCCUCACUUGGCCCCAGCGUCUCAAGAUUGCUCUCGACUCUGCCCAUGGAUUGGAAUAUCUACAUAAAUCAUGCCACCCGCCACUGAUACAUAGGGACGUGAAAACAGGGAAUAUUCUGCUGUCUGCUGAUCUUGAGGCGAAGAUAGCUGACUUUGGGCUCAUGAAGGUGUUCGCCGACCAGUUCAGGACCCAUGUUACCACUAAGCCGGUAGGUACCCUGGGGUAUCUUGACCCUGAAUACUAUAAUACACACCAGCUCAGUGAGAAGAGCGACGUAUAUAGCUUUGGAGUUGUGCUAUUGGAGCUUAUCACAGGCCAAUCACCGGCUGUCGCCAUAAGCGACACCGAGAGCGUCCACAUUGCACAGUGGGUGCGCCAGAAACUCUCGGAGGGUGACAUCGCAAGCAUUGCUGAUCCAAGGAUGGGAGGGAUGUACAAUGUCAACUCUGUUUGGAAGGUUGCCGAGUUGGCAUUGCAGUGCAAGGAGGAGCCAUCGCGGAAAAGACCGACAAUGACUGAUCUUGUGUUGGAGCUGAAAGAGUGUUUGGAGCUGGAGGUAUCUCAUGCAUUGACUGAUUACUGUAGCUCAUCAGUCCAAAGUACUACUGCAAAUAUCAGUGCAACAAGUGUUGAUUUGCAUACUGCAGAUCAAGGAACCGAUCAUCCGAGACAGCAUGCCCCCAUUUAUUUGGAACAGACAGUCAUGGCAUCAACAAGUAGCGUUGGUCCCACCCCACGAUGAGACCCGCAGAUAGUGGUGUUGGCAUCAACAGAUAGUCAUUAGCAAUUUUCCAUACCUCCAUGUGACCGUGUCCCUAGCAUGCAUGUACUGCAAACCAGGGCAGUGCAGUUUCAUAAUGCAUCACAGACAAAGUUUUGACGAAUGGCAUGAAAAUAUGUAUCCAAAGAAAAAUGAAUUCGUCAGAUUGAUUGAUAGAAAAUACCAGAAUUGGAUCGGUUA
This is a messenger RNA of Setaria italica (foxtail millet), 2993 nucleotides long. Its product is annotated as receptor-like protein kinase At3g21340. The record is from RefSeq and is a predicted model, not a curated record. Gene Ontology annotation, molecular function: protein binding; ATP binding; protein kinase activity. Bases 513 to 2774 code for a protein of 753 amino acids. Gene Ontology annotation, biological process: protein phosphorylation. The transcript is spliced from 12 exons. NCBI's taxonomy places the organism in Eukaryota, Viridiplantae, Streptophyta, Magnoliopsida, Poales, Poaceae.